Mesoplodon densirostris (Blainville's beaked whale) is the source of this 1104-nucleotide messenger RNA. RefSeq names its product acetylserotonin O-methyltransferase (gene ASMT). Gene Ontology annotation, molecular function: O-methyltransferase activity. The annotation marks the transcript as partial. The transcript has 12 exons. The record is from RefSeq and is a predicted model, not a curated record. Lineage: Eukaryota; Metazoa; Chordata; Mammalia; Artiodactyla; Ziphiidae.
AUGGAUACGGGAGGUGGACUCUGGGACUUCAGCAUCGGCGAAUUUUGGUACCGGCGGUGGGUCCUGGAACCGAUCCCCCAUUUUGUCCUGAGCCUCUUUCUAGCCGAGUGGGAUCAUUAUGUCAUUGUGGUGUCACCUGGAGAGGCGGGUCUGGGGAGGGACACGGUGACAGCGGGACGGAAGAAGGGCCUCCUGGAGGUGUCUGCUGGGAGACUGUUAGAAAGGAGGCUUAGGCCCAUGCGGCUCACAGCCCGGGGCGUCUUUCCUGCGCAUGCGUCGUCCUUACACCAGCUCAGUAUCUCCUCAGCCUUGGACCCCACCCGCUGCAAGGCGCAGAGGGUCCCCCAUCACUCUCGCCUUCAGGCUGUGUCCACCGUGGCAUGGUCAGCUGACAGUGAGGUCCUGCUUGCCAGGGUCCAGGGUGGAAAAAGGCAGGAGGGCCACCACGGCGGGGGCAGGUGUGGGGGAAGAUGGGGUCCCCCUGGGGAGGAGGACUGCCGUCUCCUGGAGGAAUAUUCCGGUGGCUUCACGGUCUCCCAGGUUCUCUUCGCCGCCUGUGAGCUGGGAGUCUUUGACCUUCUGGCCGAGGCCCCGGAGACCCUGGGCUCGGCUGCAGUGGCUGCACAUCUGGGCGUCAGCUCCCGGGGAACAAAGCUACUGCUGGACGCCUGUGUGUCCCUGAAGCUGCUUCAAGUGGAAGUGAGGAGAGAAAAAGCUGUGUAUGAAAACACAGAGCUCGCCAGCACGUACCUGGCCAGAGCCAGCCCCAAGUCCCAGCAGGACAUGCUGCUGUACACGGCCGGGACCACCUACCUGGGCUGGGGCCACCUGGCCGCGGCUGUCAGAGACAGGAAGAACCAGUAUCUGAAGGCCUUUGGGGUUCCCUUUUUUUUGACCUCACUGCACGUGUUUGGCGCUGCUCACAGGUCCGAGGGCAAGAGGCUACAAGCCAUGCGGGGCCUGCAGGACGAGAGGAGGCUCGGAGGGCUGAGGGUGGUGGCUGCCUUUGACCUGUCACCCUUCCCGCUCAUCUGUGACCUCGGAGGUGAGUGGAUGGACCUAGAGUCUGUCAUACAGAGUGAAGUAAGUCAGAAAGAGAAAGAC